UGAGCGUUCUCAAAAGAAAGAGCUAUGGACGUGACUAUCUUAUCCUACCUUUCUAAUUUGUUGAACGAUACAGUUGAUCUAAACAGCUCUAUUUUUUUAAAUGAUACAGUUGAUCUAAAUGUUUCAGCAUCGUUGAAUGAAACCGUGGAUCCAGUGUGCAAUAAUUACGGGAAUUGGCGCGAUCCGCUGGUUCUGAUUGAAUUAUGCUUUAUGAGUUUUAUUGUUGUUCUAAACACAGCCGGUUUAGUCAGCCUUCUAUGCCGCGGACGAGUCAACGCUUCCUUUAAUAUUUACAUCGCCAACCUCCUCCUAGCAAACGUGACCUUUGCUGUAGUCGAAAAUCCUUUGGAUCUAUUGUUCGGUCUUUCGUGUGACCGGUGGAUAAUUGGCAGCGCAGCAUGUGACCUUUUCCUGUAUUGUAACUAUGUCAUCACCGCCUGGGCAAUGCACGCCCACGUACUAAUCACCGUCAACCGGUUAUGGGCGGUGAUCUAUCCCUAUAGUUACCGAAGACUCCACACGGUUAAAAUUGCUGUUAUUCUCUGUGUUGGUGCGCUGGUUUAUGUUCAUAUGUGGAGCGUACCCGGGAUCGUAAUGGAUUCGAUUUUCUAUCGAGACUCCUUGGAAAAACUAGAGUGUGAGUUAAAUGUGGAUCCCCAAAGAAGCUGGGUGAUGCUUUUGCAGAUUUGUGUCUACCUUGCGCCGAUUGCUUUUGUUGGAGUAUCAUACGGAUUCAUUGGAUAUAAGCACAGACAACGCCUUAAGGUCAAGCAGGCUGGACGAACUGUAUCGGGUCUUCCGUCUAGUAAAGUUCACCGACCGACCGCUAACGACGUUGCUCGUGGCAGCGGUGUUGCCAUUACCAGUGCCGACGUCAGAGCCAAAGAGCGCAAUCUGAGUGCUCAGGCAUUUGUCACUUUAACGCUUCUGACAUCCAGCCUGCUGAUUACAUGGACACCUUACGAAGUGUUGCAGAUGAUUUCAUUCACCCUGCAAGAUUUUAAACCCCCAGAUGAACUGAGUGAAUGUCUGGAUAUUUUAUGGACGCUGCAAGCGGUCUUGGAUCCUUUGUUGUCGACCCAUCUUUUAGCCGAUCUACGAGGUUUGUACUCUCUGAUCCACUCAAAGACUAUUCGCCGCUGACGCACAUCCACACUGACUCCAUCGUAUCCAUAAAGCCGCUCCUUGCUACUUUCCGAUUAAACGAGAGAACGACCAAUGUGGGUUUUGGGCUUUUUACUCAUUGACAACCUAUGACACGAAGGGCUUUUUCCCUAAGUAGUCGCCGUUGCUUAUACUUAUCCGCGGUUGUACCAUGAUAAUUAUGGUACAUUGAUGAUCGAUAGUCGAUACGCAACAUCAUUGUUAGUGCACCAGCUCUUGUUAUCCGUAAACGGCGGUUAA
This is a messenger RNA of Paramacrobiotus metropolitanus, 1404 nucleotides long. RefSeq names its product alpha-1A adrenergic receptor-like. Gene Ontology annotation, molecular function: G protein-coupled receptor activity. Gene Ontology annotation, cellular component: membrane. The record is from RefSeq and is a predicted model, not a curated record. NCBI's taxonomy places the organism in Eukaryota, Metazoa, Tardigrada, Eutardigrada, Parachela, Macrobiotidae. Gene Ontology annotation, biological process: G protein-coupled receptor signaling pathway. The transcript has 2 exons. The coding region runs from base 25 to 1143 and encodes 372 amino acids.